Molecule: messenger RNA, 2300 nt
Organism: Triplophysa dalaica
Lineage: Eukaryota; Metazoa; Chordata; Actinopteri; Cypriniformes; Nemacheilidae
Product: coiled-coil domain-containing protein 158-like
Exons: 9
Coding region: 593-1252 (219 amino acids)
Source: RefSeq, a predicted model, not a curated record
UUAGCUACAGUAGCUGAGCCACUGUACAAUAAAAAAGAGAAUAAAUAAACACAUAAUGGCUGUUAAUGUACGUAAACUACACACAUGGAUGGACUUUCCAAUCGUAUAAGUUAUGUUUUUUUUCUAUCUCAUUAGUUCUAGCCAAUGUGUAUGAUUUUUCUCAAUGCUCUUGUCUCAAUGUGAGUUGCAUGGUCAUUUAGAAUUAGCACUUACUGGUCAUGACCAGGAGGGGGUGAUAUUGACUGAGAAACAUAACGGGUGAUAAAAGGGUGAGCUGGAGGCUAUGAAACAACUGAAAUUGUGGUCAUAAGUUUGACAAUGGUUUAUUUGUUUUGUCUCAUAAGGUGUGAGGCCACGAGAGGGAGACACCUCUUAGCCCAAAAGAUUGGGAUUUUUAUACACAUCCAUAGCCAAUUUAUAGUUAUAAAAAGCAGCAUAUGCUUUGUUUUACUAAGAAUAAGAGCUUGGCAUUAUCUGUAAUUUUUUGCUUUGACUUCAUUAGUGUUUUGUGAUUCAGGAGCAGAGUGCUGGGGAGUUAAGUUAAAACUAUUCUGCGAAAGGAUGCUCAGGGUUUGCUGACGGUGACCAAAAGAUGAGCACAGGCCUUAGUUUGGACAACAACUGCUUGACCAAACAGAUCGACUCGCUUAUUGUGGAAAAUCAACAACUGAAGGCUGCAUUGAGACAAGCAGAGCUCAGACUAAGCACAAUAGAGAGAGAGCGGGCCUGUCAGCAGGUCUCUCUCUCAGAGAAGAUCUGUACCGUUCAUGAGCUCACAGCAGCCAAACAGCAAAUGAGAGCCGUGCUUGCGGCGCGGCAUACGCAGGUUAUUCGACCGAAAGGUCUUAAGUUUUCGCUUGGGAUGCAGAGACAGAUCACUGCUAAAAGGGAGCAGAUUGAUUUCCUGCAGGUCCAGAUUCAGCAGCUGGAGGAGACUGUAGAAAAGCUCAAGCUGGACAAGCAUCAGCAGGCAUUAGAGGUUCAGAGGCAGACACAAGAGUUGAUGUCAGAGAGUGAGAUCAGAAGAACACUGGAGGCUGAAGUGAAGGCAUCUUAUUCACAAGAACGAGGGCUGAAAAGAAGGGCAGAGAGACUGGAGGCAGCGUUAUACAAGAUGUCAGGCAGUUUUGCUGAAUGCCAAGAUUUUAUUCAAGAGCAAGAACAGGAGAUCAUGAGGAGCUGCAAAGCCAGAACCGUCGUAAUGUCUCCAGAUCUCCAGCCAGUCUCCAUCAGCGCCAUGUUAAUGGCCUAAUGGAAGCAAGAAAACAAUCCUGUUUCCACCCACACACUGAAUUGACAGGAUGUGCUGGAAUGGAUUUUCCUCUGGAAUCUCUCCAGCUCAGAGUCCAUGACCCCAUUGUGGAGCUGAAGAGUUUUGCAAGACAGCAGGGUGGUGGGGCUGAUGAAGAACAUGGACCACACACUGACAAGGGCUUAGGGAAAUCAGAGGAAGACCUCAAAUCUAACCCUGAGCCGAGCUCCCUCAGAAACGCUAAACCUGAUCAGCAGAAUCCCAGCAGCAGUUUAUCAAAACACUUUAACAAAUUAGAUUUUGGAGUAGGCCACAUGUUCUGUGGACGCAGGUCUCCUGUGCAUGCUCUCCUCACCUCUGAUCCAUGAAGGAGUAGGCUGGACAAAGAGCUCCCCACCAAAAAAACACACUUUCAGAAAAUGAAAACUGGAGAAAAGGGACAAAAUAACAGAAGAUGCUCUGGAUUUUUUCAAACCUCAAAUACUGCAAGAAAACACAUUCAGAUUGACUUUCAAGCAAUACAACAGUAAUAUUUCUACAUGUAUUUAAGGAAAGUAAAAAAUAUAUUUUAUUUUUGAUAACUUGGAUUUUUAUGACAGAUUACAUGUCUAUUCAUGCUGUCGGUCUUUCACAUUUCUGUUGGAUGACUGUGUCACUCCUGAGGUUUGAUUUGUUGAAAUUCAACAGACACUGGGCUGAAAUGACCACAAUACAUCUAGAAAUAUUGAUUGAAUAAAAAAUUUGUCUCUUAAUUUUUUCUGCGGCUGUAUUUAAAUAUAAAACUAUUUUACUAUACAAAUUUAUGAAGCGUUACCCUGGGCAUUUCCAAUCUCUUGUUGAUAAUGUGCUGUCGGAACGCUUGAAUGGCAUACCUUUCCUUUAGCUCCUUGUCCUUGAAACAAAACAAGAAUGACGGGAAUAUAAUACGACAUCUGUCACAUUAUUUGCUCUUUUUAUAACCAGUGUUCUAGGCUGUUGCUGGGUGGGGUUAUACUUCACGGUCAUUAGUCCCAUGGAUGGCCAUAUGUAUUAAGAUCUGCUUGUAGUU